Cyclocybe aegerita is the source of this 528-nucleotide messenger RNA. Lineage: Eukaryota; Fungi; Basidiomycota; Agaricomycetes; Agaricales; Hemipholiotaceae. The record is from the annotation of a GenBank genome assembly.
AUGUCGACCACCACCACCGCUCCUUUCGCGAUUCCCCUCGCCAAGCUACAAGUACAGCAUCUCAACAAGCGGCUUGUGGCAGGAAUCGCAAUAGUUGCUAAUCGGCAGCAGCAACCAGAAUUAAGGAAGCUCCUUCUCCUCCGACGUGCGCCUACGGAGGAUGUGUACCCCGAGAUGUACGAGCUUCCCGGUGGAGGGGCGGAAGCAGAGGAUGAGACGAUCCUGGCCACGGCAGCCAGAGAGACACGUGAGGAGACAGGUUUAGGCAUCAGCAACAUUCUCGGCGCUUUCGGUGGCUUCGAGUAUGCAACCCGCAAGAGCCAGGCAAUCCAGUUCAACUUUCUGGCCGAAGUCGAACACGGAUUGGAGGCUUCUGUGGUGCUGAAUCCUUCCGAACAUGAUACCUACGCUUGGGUGGGCGUUGCAGAUAACAUGAUCAUGAGCAAAUACCCGAUGCCGGAGAGCAUGUCCAAGGUUGUCGCUGAUGCCCUCAAUAUCCUGCGUAGCCCAGGGAUUGGAGACGACUGA